Molecule: messenger RNA, 3110 nt
Organism: Scophthalmus maximus (turbot)
Lineage: Eukaryota; Metazoa; Chordata; Actinopteri; Pleuronectiformes; Scophthalmidae
Gene: elf1
Product: E74-like ETS transcription factor 1
Exons: 10
Coding region: 583-2598 (671 amino acids)
Biological process (GO): cell differentiation; regulation of transcription by RNA polymerase II
Cellular component (GO): nucleus
Molecular function (GO): DNA-binding transcription factor activity, RNA polymerase II-specific; sequence-specific DNA binding
Source: RefSeq, a predicted model, not a curated record
GACAGUGCUGCGUGACUCACAGGGAGAGGACAAGUUGCUUCACUACACUUCUCCUUUUUUCUAACAGCAGCCAUUGCAUUGUCUUUUUUUUUUUUUUCGGCCUCUUCAGUUUUGUUUUGUCGCCGUGAGAGAGACGCGUGUGUGCAGUGGUCCACACAUUGAGAAACACCUUUUGAAUGCACCGUGGAUUAUUCUCCGCUUCGCUUUUUGUUGCCUUUUCUUCUUCUUCUUGAUUUCCAUUGGUUACUAAGAUCGAGACCUGCUUGGUUGCUACCAUGGACCUUGUCACCCGAAUCCAGUGUCUUUGAGGUGUCGAUGCUCCAGGGACCCAGCCUCUGUAUCGGAGAGGGACGAGGCUGCUCCCACCUGGGCCACAGAUCUCCUCUGAAACUCGGCUUGUGGUGUCUCUCUCUCUCUCUCAGAGCACUAACCACGCAGGUCAGAGAACAGGAGGAGGAGGCGGACGUCGACGACAGGAAAUACAUUUUGUCGUGAGGUGAAGCUGAGUCCCUAUCUGCGCAGAGAAGGAGGCGGAGUAGUCAGAUAUUUUAGGCUGCUCGCUGCCCUCUGAACUCCACCGCCAUGACGACUGCAAUGCAGCCCAGUGAACUGGUGUUUGAAUUUGCCAGCAAUGGGAUGGACGAAAUCAAUCAGGUGUGCAGUUAUCUCAUCCCCACACUCAUCACUGAAUCCUGUGGAGCAGGAUUGAUUCUGGACGACCCGUCAGUGUUUCCGGCGGUGAUCGUGGAGCAGGUGCCUGCAAACGAUCUGCUGCAGGUCUACUCAGGCCUGGACUCGGACGAGGUGCCCAAUGGAAUCAUGGUGGACACCACCCUACACGUGGUGGAGGAACCUUCCAUCUUGGUGGGAGGGGUGGACCUCUCAGAGACAACAGUCUCAGGCGGAGAGGACAGCAUAGAGACGAGUGAAGCUGCAGCAGCUCUUCUUAACAUGGAGUCCCCUAACAACAUUUUGGAUGAGAAGCGUAUGAUUCACACCUACGGCACUCUGCUGGAAUCAGACCUGACAUACGCCCCACUGAGGCCUGACCAGAUGGAUUGCAGUGCCCUUGACAUGUCCCUAGACGAGGACACUUCAUCCAUGGAUGAGAUCCCCCAAAAGAGUCCCUUGAAACCUCAGAAAAAAAAUAAAGUGCGGAAGCCACGGGCGGUGCGUCCCUGCUCCCCUAUCACCACCCCUAACCUGCCACUCAGGAAGAAGAGCAAAGAGGGCAAAGGCAACACCAUCUACCUGUGGGAAUUCCUACUGGCUCUGCUGCAGGAUAAAAACACCUGUCCCAAAUACAUCAAGUGGACCCAGCGAGAGAAAGGCAUUUUUAAGCUCGUGGACUCCAAAGCGGUUUCAAAGCUGUGGGGCAAACACAAGAACAAGCCUGACAUGAACUAUGAGACAAUGGGAAGAGCUCUCAGGUAUUAUUAUCAAAGAGGCAUCCUGGCCAAAGUGGAGGGGCAGCGGCUUGUAUACCAGUUUAAGGAGAUGCCAGCUGAUCUGGUGGUGAUCGAGGACGAAGACAUGGGCCCCGAUGCCAACGCUGGCUACGGUGGCCAGAGAUCGACCAAUGGCAGGUCCGUGGGGCGUGGAGGGCCCAAAGGUCACGGGAGGGCUCACGGUCAACACCAAGUCUCCGUGAAGCAGAUGAAGAAGGAGCCGAUUGAUGAAUUCCUCUACCAGGAAGCUAACGGCGGACACACCGGGCAGCUCCUCCAGUCCCUCCAUGUAUUUCAGGCAAAUCAAGGGUCGAGUGUCCACGAUCAGGCACAAGCUAUGAGGACUAUCACUGCUCCUGCAUCUGUUCCUAUGGUCUUGACAUCUUCUGGCUCUCUUCAGUCUGUCCCCCUCACCACUGUUCUGGCCAACGGGGACUCCUGUCACUCCCCCCCUCCGCGGGUUAUUCUCCACUCCAUGCCCUCCAACUCAGCAGGUGGUAAAGAUGUGCUCACCAUUCAAACAGCCUCUCUAGCAGGUGGAGCCAACAGCCUGGAGGACGGCCUCCCGCAGCAGCUCCUCGUCACCAGUCUGGGCUCCUCCACUCUCUCCACCUCCUCCGUCUGCACUUCCCCUCCAGGAGUCAUUAGUUCCACUGCUUCCAACCUCAACGGUCUCCCGCGCCUGGUUGCCAUCAACACCACCUGCGGGCAGACCAUGGUGGCUCAGCAGCCUGGCACCGUAAUCGCCACCGUGCUCAAAUCCAGUGAUCUCUCCGGGCUGCAGGUCAAAGAGGAGAUGCUGGACCCCAGGUACUUUCAGUCGAUGGUGAACGGCGAUCCAUCACUGGUGGCACACACGUUUGAGAAAGAAGAGAUGGAGGUAGGGGAGGCAGAGCUGCAGUACAGGACUGUGAUCAUUGACACCAGUGAAAACCAUGGCCAGGAGGCUGCAAAUGAAACUAUAAUGAAUGGACAUUACUCCCAGAGCAGCAGCCCCAGUGAGGGCCUGACCCCUGUGGAGGAGCUGGAGGUGCGUGGGGAGAUGUCCCUGCAGCCUGACCAGGGAAUCAAAGGCCUGCAGGAUCUGCCACUGUCUGUCCAACUGCCUGCAAACUUUAUCCAGAUAAAGACAGAGCCUGCGGACGUUUAGGGCUGCAGGACUCUCGCACAUCAAGCUGAACCAAAAAAACAACAAGUAAAUCCAUUUUGACCAUGGACUCCGUUUUCUUUUCCCAACACAACGAUCUGGUCAGAGAUCAGAAGUGAGGGAUCUCGCGGCGCUUUGCUCUUAAAGGUUGGUCAGUUCAACCUCAGGAUUUAUUGUUUACUCACAUAUUUUGUGACCACGUGCCUAAUUUUAAAAAUCAAAUUUUAGUGUUUAGUUUUUUCUAAGAAAAAGGAUUUUGAAUAAUAAUCUGUUGACAUGAACCCCAGCACACACAGAUACAGAUACAGAUACACACAUAACGCACAGAACACCUUCCCCCUCCAGGAGAACAGCCAUUGGAUAAACCAGGGAUUCUGUCCUCCAAAUGUGCCAGUUAGUAAUUGUCUUACCUUACUUAUCAUUGGACUUGUAUGUUGAAAGGGGAGAAAUGAGACAAACCAAAACCCGGGGACUAAAUGCCAAAUGGUGCAAUGAAAUCAAGACUUCUGACAUCA